AUGACGAAUUAUACAAAAGAGGUGAUGCCUACACCAUCAACAGAGACAUUGCACAUAAGCAUAAGUUUUCUCAUGGUAUCUAUUAACUUUUUCAGAGAAGUCGAGGAGAGUAUAUCUCUUACAGGAUGUUUUCACCUAAUCUGGCAUGAUACACGUCUAGAGUGGACUCCGUCUUUAAAUGGAAAUUUGAGUUUGUUAAUGAUUGACUCAAAAGAUAUAUGGCUACCACCGUUGGUUCUUAUAAAUCGAGUUGACAAAAUGGAAAUAAUUGGUGACAGUACGAAAUUUCCUGCAUCUGUGAACAGUAGUGGAUAUAUAAGGUACAGUCCAGGGACAGUACCAGAUGUCAAAUGUACCCCAGAUAUUUCUAAAUUUCCGUUUGAUACACAAAUAUGUACUCUUGAAAUAGUUCCAUGGGGACUUGACAAAAAACAUCUUUCAUUAACAAAUAUAGUUGAUGUAUGUCUUUUGAUGCACCUCAAUCCUAAUUCGGACUGGACCUUGGAAAAGUGCACUACGACAGUCUACAAUUCUCAAGAACACAAUGUUUUUUACGUUACAGUAGAAAUUAAACGCCAGCCACUCUAUUAUACAAUAAUGGUAGUUUUUCCUACAUUUUUGUUUGGAUUUUUGAACCCAUUGGUGUUCAUCGUUCCUGUUGAAACAGGAGAGCGUAUAGGCCUAGCCAUCACCCUGUUGUUGUCAUAUGCUAUUUUUCUUACUCUUGCCUCAGCCUCCGUACCAGCUACCUCGAAUCCGAUGUGCACUUUACUUAUUAUUAUGAUUGUGAUUAUCACAGUCAGUGGAGUAAUACUGUAUGGUACAACAGUAACUAUUAAAUACCAUUAUAAGAAGAAAACUGAUGAUAUUUGGUCACCACUGAAAGGUAUAACAGAAUGGAUAUUGAACAAAAAGUUGAAAUAUGUAGAACAAGCUGAUUCAAAUAAGAAACUAAAUGUUACCAAGGAUGACGUAGUUAACACAUUAGACUCAAUGCUUUUCUUUGGGUCUUAUAUGACGAUGACAAUUAUUUGUUUGGGAUAUUUCUUAUAUGUUUUGAUAUAA
Molecule: messenger RNA, 1065 nt
Organism: Mytilus trossulus (common blue mussel)
Lineage: Eukaryota; Metazoa; Mollusca; Bivalvia; Mytilida; Mytilidae
Product: acetylcholine receptor subunit alpha-like
Exons: 1
Coding region: 1-1065 (354 amino acids)
Biological process (GO): regulation of membrane potential; chemical synaptic transmission; nervous system process
Cellular component (GO): neuron projection; plasma membrane; synapse
Molecular function (GO): transmitter-gated monoatomic ion channel activity involved in regulation of postsynaptic membrane potential; transmembrane signaling receptor activity; excitatory extracellular ligand-gated monoatomic ion channel activity
Source: RefSeq, a predicted model, not a curated record